Messenger RNA from Podospora bellae-mahoneyi, 1469 nucleotides. RefSeq lists its product as uncharacterized. The record is from RefSeq and is a predicted model, not a curated record. Bases 453 to 1298 code for a protein of 281 amino acids. The transcript has 3 exons. Lineage: Eukaryota; Fungi; Ascomycota; Sordariomycetes; Sordariales; Podosporaceae.
AAGCAAUUUUCGAUCGCAACUUGUGUCCAUUGUGGGUGAAAUAAAGAAAAGUCGGCCGUAUGGUUAGGCCAUGGUCCACCUGGCAUUGCGGGGAAAACUGCCAUUUGGUAAGCGCACCGAACAGUCGGAACACACAAUCUCAAGUGGCAGGCCACCAAUGAUCUUUUCGUCUUCAAUCUGACACGGAAGACCCAUCAGCCGGCCCCCUGGACCCCAAGAUAUUAUCUUGCAGAGUGCCAAAGGAGUCACACAGAUCUUUGUGUCACCUAAGGUACUGUAUGCCAAGGUGAUAGCUGCGGUUGGGAACUUGUGCAAGAUGCCAAGCAUCCCAAGUCCCACCCAAACAAGGAGGCCAUCUCAGCUAGGCAACCAAGUCAAACUUGACGACAUCUCUUCCCCUCUUUGAACUGUUCCGAUAGUUUGUUUCUUUCACGCCUUUGUAUUCAACAAUUAUGGCUGCUAAUGACACCACACCACUCCUGCGGGAAAGCAACACCGAAGGCGGCACUCCAGCGCGUGCCACGGACGCAGAAACCCAGCAGACUCAGAGUGAGGACCAACUCAACCUUCGAGGCCCCACCGAGCUCAAGCUCGCUGCUGCGGCUCACCUGGGCAGUGUAGUCACUUCUUUUGGCGCUGUUGGGCUGGCUUUGGUUUACGGGCCCCUCGUCCACAAUCCGCCCAAGUCGUGGUGGCCUCCUUAUGUCGUGCGUGAAUUAGCCUCGACCGCAACGACGGUUGGAAUUCUGACUGUCGUUUGGGGACUGGCCAGCUUUCUCGUGUUUCAUUUCCGCCGUCGACUGAUAGGACCUCCAUUCCUUGGUGGUCUGCUACAUCUCAUGGGCGCCUUCCCUAUAUUUCUCUUCUUCAUGGCACUCAACGAUAUAAUGGAGAGAGACGGUGGCAGCCAUCAAUGCCAGCGUUGGGAUGGGCAGCAGUGGUAUCCUGCCGAUCCAGAAUGUCUGGCCUGGGUUGAACGCUUCUUUGUCCUCGUUUACACUGGCUUGUUUUUCUUUCUGGGUGUCUGCACCUCACACGCCGUCCUUGUUUAUCUCAACUUUAUGUGGACCAAAAGACAGUUCGUGGCAUUCAUGCGAUCCCUUCCGUGGUCAAGGCCUGAACUCUCGUCUCACAAUGGCGCCUAUCGUGCGCGUGUUCCUGUCCCGAUUGUCCCAAUAGGAGGUAUCUCGUUCGAGUUUGGCAUCAAGGUCUUGGGGCGUGACUCGGUCCCGCGAUCAGCUGUUGAAGCGGAAGAGAACACCUCGGCGCAGGCUACCACCUCUGGACAGGCUGCUUGAGGCCGACAAACGACACUUACGAUCUUUGAUAUUAGACAUCUCGCCGUGAUGCCGAGCGGUAUAUUUAGUAUGGAGAACAUUGGAUGCACUUAAGGUUUUGAAAUAGGAGAACGGCUCGCUUUGCAUAUGUAGCAGACAACAAUUAAUCUUUAUUUCAUGCACACAGGCACC